AUGAAGUGUGUUGUCUCACUUCUUAGAAAUUCUGCUUAUCAUUGGUGGAAGACUCUUAUGUUAGUGGUACCUAGUGAGAGGGUUACUUGGAAUUUCUUUCAGGAGGAGUUCCGUAAGAAGUACAUCAUUCAGAGAUUUAUGGAUCAGAAAAGAAAAGAAUUCCUUGAGUUAAAACAAGGUAAGAUGACUGCGACCGAGUGUGAACAUGAAUUUAUUAGACUCAGUAAAUAUGCUCGGGAAUUUGUGUCCAGUGAAGCCAAUAUGUGCAAGAGAUUUGAAGAUGAGCUUAAUGAUGAUAUCCGACUGUCAGUGGGUGUUUUAGAAAUUAGAGAGUUUGUUGUUCUGGUUGAGAGAGCCUGUAAAGCAGAGGAUUUGUUAAAAGAAAAAGAAAAGGGCAAAGUUGAAAUUGAAGCGCAAGACACGAAGAAAGGCAGAUGA
Messenger RNA from Gossypium raimondii (Peruvian cotton), 438 nucleotides. RefSeq lists its product as uncharacterized. The transcript has a single exon. The record is from RefSeq and is a predicted model, not a curated record. The coding region runs from base 1 to 438 and encodes 145 amino acids. NCBI's taxonomy places the organism in Eukaryota, Viridiplantae, Streptophyta, Magnoliopsida, Malvales, Malvaceae.